AGAAAAAUCAAAAUAACCAAAAAAAUAUGUAAGGACAAGGUGAAGAAUGACCUGUGACCUGUUAUAAGACCCACUCUAGGUCAGGGCCACUGGACGGACGCAGCUCCUCUCCUCCCUUCCUUAUUUUGUCGGGAAAUCGUACUUUCUCGCCCACAUUGUCGACCAUGUUGAUCCGAAGGCUUGCAACUCUCUCCCUUCUUACGUCCAUGGACAAAAUAGCCCCUGCUUGAAUAUUCUUCUGAUUUUUUUCUCUCCUUUCUUUCACUCAGUUCAAAUUAGGUCUUAGGGGCAGGCAGUCUUGCUUUGCACUUAGCUUUAUUACGUUCUGUAGUGCCACCACGUGUGUGUAGAACCAAUAUAUAAUGGAAGAUUCAAAGUCUGUUGUGCCAAGUGGAGCUUAUGGCAUCCCCAAGUGGAUUAUGAAGAAAGGAAUGAGGUAUGAGGUGGACGACUUCAUUGUAUCACCCCCUUCACUAGAUGAUGGGGGCUUCCUGAGGCUCCGCUAUGGUCGUGCCUGCAGCCCCCAGAAGCCAGAUGGGGGCAUGACUGUAGAGGUGAAAGACGACACCCUGCAGUUUUCCCCGGACACCACUCCCACCUCCACCACCAUCUCCAUCGGACCGGGAGGGUUCUCAGUGGAACCGUCUCCUGCCACCACUCCUCUCACCACCCCAGAAACCAAGGCAGAGACCUCUGACGUCCACCCUCUGCUGGUGCUGCCUAUGAACAUUAAAGGAGAACCCAAAUUUAUAGUGAAGGUAGAACCUCCAGAUUCCCCAAAGACCAACACCGAAUCCCUCGGCCCCACAGCUGCUCCAGCAUCCAAAGAGCUCUCCACCACCACGAGCCUGGACUGCAUUGCAAACCAGAACAACACACUCCUCGAGAAGGUCCAGUCACUGUCCUUGGCCACCACCCCAAGCCACAGCGUGCCGACGUCCCCAGUGACCAGCCCCUUCACCACCCCCAAGAACUCUCCGAUUCUCGGCCGCAAGUGUGUGGUGGGCGUGGCAAUGGAACCGCAAAGGAAGAUCUCGGCUCACAGCUACUUCUGCACCAAGCAGCUGCAGGACAACCAAGGCAGUAUUAGUGCUGCUGUGUCCUCCCUGAAGGAGGAGGUGUCUGUGAACACCAAGCAGCUGGAGGAAGGGGCCAUUGUGGCACCCAAAGUUAUGGGCCAGAGGAGGAGGCACCCAAAACCUUCUGCCCUCCGUGAAAUGAAUUUCUGGGCCCCCACCUCCAUGUAGACUCAGACCCAGCAGGAUGCCUCCCUGGGGCCAGCACGUCACUCCUCCAGUGAGUGCUCCCCAUUGAUAUUCAUGUUCAAGGUUGUUAAAUUAAGGCAGCUUUGUACUUUUAAACAUCAGUUGGUUGCUUGGAAUCUAGCCAUAUGUUGUCCUGUGUUAUGUUCAAAUUUAAGAUUAUUCAGUUUUAUGUAUUGAUAUGAGAUUAUAUUUUUAACUCCAACUAUACUAUGGUUAAUGUACAAACAUGUUUGAUUUUAAAUGAGCACUAGCUAUUGGUUGCUCAUGUUGAGGAGGAUUUGUUUGCUGCAUGCAGCCUUUUGUUGACAGCAUUUUCUCCAUGUAAUAAUAAAAUAAAGAGGAGUUUUCCUGCAGAAGUAAAGAGUUACCUUUACGUGUUCCUUGUAUGUGUUUAAUCUCACUUAAAGUAAUAAUGUAGCACUUUGUUUCUUUGAUGUCUGUCAUGUGCAUCGAGUGACGCUGUAUCCGUCACUGGCAGGUGACAGAGGGGGGACUGUUGGCUGCAGGAAUGUCUUUCACCUAUCCAUUAAACUCAACCUUGGACCAAGAUUCCUCUGGGUUGUCUUUCAUUUGUUUACACCUGAUGACAAAGUAAAGGUUCACUUCACUUCACUUGCUAUGAAUCAAUCAUUGCUCAUGCCAAAACGAAGACCCAAGACCAUUCUUGAAGCCAUGACUGGUGGAUUGUGGGUUGUGCAUGCCUUAAGCUCCUCUUGACAGGUGAUGUAGCCUUUCACCUGAUUUAUUGGUGUUAAGUAAGGAGUGCUUCACGCUUCCACGUUGCUUCAUACUGAGUGACAUAGACGUUUAAUAUUUCACUAAUCCUUAGUUGUUGGUUAAGGAUUUUGUAUAUGCAUGUUAUAUGAAUUUGGUCUAUAAAGUAUCCUAUUUUUGUACUAUUUGAUUCUUCAAUACUGAAAUGUCUGAAAAUUGGGGAUUAUUUUUUUUUAGGUUUUCUACAUAGUACCUUGACAAACCAUAUCUUAAUUAAGUCAGUGAUAUGUAUAUUUUGAAGUGCUACAAACUUAUUCAGUGAAUUUACCUGUAUGACAAAUUUACCUGUAAUUUUUAGAUCAGUAAAUUCAUUUGGUACUGGGAUAUCGUUUUUCAGUAUCCCUGUGAAUGACAAGUGAGUCUAGCUUGUUUUGAAGUGAGAAGGGAAUGGAGUGAAGCUCUUGGAUAAUGUAAGGAAAGGAUUUGCAUUUCCAGAAGUAAUAUGAAUGAAAGGUGACAUGGUAUUGAACUCUGAAUAUUGGUUUAUGGAAGAUGUAAUAAGAGAAUUACUCGUUCAAUCUGUAAAAAAAAAAGUGAAAAUAAUGCCCUGUCUUGACUUACGGUUCAUAUGGUUCAUACUUUAAGGAAGAAGAGUUACAAUAAAAAGUUUUGAUGUAAA
Molecule: messenger RNA, 2658 nt
Organism: Portunus trituberculatus (swimming crab)
Lineage: Eukaryota; Metazoa; Arthropoda; Malacostraca; Decapoda; Portunidae
Exons: 5
Coding region: 363-1247 (294 amino acids)
Source: RefSeq, a predicted model, not a curated record